Cololabis saira (Pacific saury) is the source of this 3953-nucleotide messenger RNA. RefSeq names its product ephrin-A3b (gene efna3b). Bases 209 to 871 code for a protein of 220 amino acids. Gene Ontology annotation, biological process: axon guidance; ephrin receptor signaling pathway. The record is from RefSeq and is a predicted model, not a curated record. Lineage: Eukaryota; Metazoa; Chordata; Actinopteri; Beloniformes; Belonidae. Gene Ontology annotation, cellular component: plasma membrane. The transcript has 5 exons. Gene Ontology annotation, molecular function: ephrin receptor binding.
AAUAGACUUUUUCCAGCGCUCCUUUCCCAACAUUAGGCAGUGUCCACUUGUGUGCAUGCAUGAAGCUGUUGUUGUGCUGCUCUCCCGUCUGCUAGGCUCUGGCUGGGAUGUUUGAGUCGCGCUGCCCGGUGGGGUGACGGGGACGGGGACCGACACAGAGAGAGCGGCCGGAGAGACCGAGAGGGGACGGAGGGGACCGGGGGGGAGCAUGGCUCUGGCAGCGCUGGCGCUCUGGGUGCUAACAAGUCUCACCUGGGCCACCGGGGUCCAGGUGUCCAACAGACAUUCGGUUUACUGGAACAGCUCCAACAUACACCUGCGCAGGGAGGGAUACACAAUGCGAGUGAACGUCAACGACUACCUGGACAUCUACUGCCCUCAUUACAACGACAGCCAGCGUAUGGUGGGCACCGGGGAGCAGUACAUCCUCUACAUGGUCAACUACCGCGGCUACAGGGACUGCGACCACCAGAAGGGCUUCAAGAGGUGGGAGUGCAACCGGCCUCACGCCCCUCACGCGCCCAUCAAGUUCUCGGAGAAAUUCCAGCGUUACAGCGCCUUCUCGCUGGGCUACGAGUUCCACGUCGGCCAGGAGUAUUACUACAUCUCCACGCCCACGUAUCACCAUGGACGCAGCUGUUUGAGACUACGCGUGUACGUCUGCUGCUCUACCUCUUCUGAUGCGGAAGAUGAACCAGAGCCAACAGAACCAGACUACACGCUUAGACCAGGCUUAAAAAUCGAUGACAUUGAUGAAUUUAACCCCUUCGUCCCCAAGCUGGAGAAGAGCGUCAGCGGGAGCAGUCCAUCCAGAGAUCGCCUUCUCCUCACCGUGACGAUGCUCUUACUGGCGGCCGUCUUCAUCUCCUAGCAACGGCCAUCCCAUCAGCGUCACCAUGCCAACUAGCCUUGGGAAGGUGCACACUGUCAGUGGGUGGGAGAGUGGAGAGUGGUUCGGGAGUAAAGGAGAGGAACAAGGAGCAAGAUUUUGAAAUUUACAUUUUCAAGAAUCACCGUGUGAAUGUGUGUUUGUACAAGCUGUGCGCUUGAGGCGGUGUCGAAAGACCUUCAUGCACUUGGUGACACAGACUGAACUGUAUUUUGUAUCCAAGUCAGCCUGAUCUCACAGGUGCAGGUGUGGUAAAGUAUUUGCGUUACUUCUUUUUUCUUUUCUUUCAUAGGUCUGCUCGUGUGUGUGUGUGUGUGUGUGGGAUUGUGUAUGUGUUUGAGCAGGCCACAAGGUGAGCUUGUUGAAUCACGCUUACCACUCAAAGCAUUUAUACAAAAGGAGAGGCGGGGUGAAAUCCUAAUAAAAAGAAGAAAUCCGACCACCCUAAUGAAAACAAUUUGAAGACUUUCACUUGGAUCUUAUUGGCUAUAACACUUCCUUAGGGCUAGUUACCAUAGUUUCUUGCACCAAGACUUAAACUAAACUGAACUGAACUGAAUUGGAUAGAUUUUAGAUGAUGUGAACUGAUAUUGCCUUUUUGUUGUCGUUGAGCUUGAUGCUGGGAACCCCACGGAGAAAUCCAGCUCAUGAGCUACGCUGGGUCUGGGUGGGACACUAGUCAAAGUAGCUGAUACUUCACACACAAAAACACCCUGGGGCUCAUGACAUCAGAGUUUUAGUUGCCAUCUUCACUUUGCUGUACCUUCGUAUGUUCACCAUCCAUCUGAAGAGGGUAACAGGACUGGAUUGAGUCACAGAAAAUUUAAAGCAUUUAAGUGUGAAGCAUUCAUUUUGAGGGGGAAAAAACAAAAAACAAGCGAAAAGAAUUGAUGUGCCAUUGACAGAAGCAGUAUGUGUUUGUUGAUGCUGUAAGUUACUGUUUGAUUUUUCUGUCUCGUCUACUUGGUUGGUCCUCUGUCAUCUCUGAGGUUAACAAAGCACAUGAUGGCUACAGAGCAGCCAUGGAUACGCUCAGCAAUACUAGCCUCCUCACAGCGGACUGUCUCACGGAGAGGAGGAGCACGGAGGAAGGAUGACAGAGGAAGGACAGUCACACACAAAAGCGUCUGUGAAUAGGGCCAACAAGAAGUUUCCCAUUGGCUCUUACUGGUCCGGCAGCCUGCUCUACCAACCGCAUUGUCUGUAAACCCAUAUGUCACAUGUGAAAAGUUAUCUGUUACUGCGCGAGUGUGGCUAUGUGUGUCUGAGUAGGAAACGAUGCCUGAUUGUGUUGUUUGCGUGAGUUUGGGAAUGAAAAUGGUACUAACAAGUUGGAAAUACAUCCACAACUGUACAUCCUGUAAUUAUAAAAAUGCAAAAUGAAAAAAAACAAAAAACAAAACAAAAAACACACAAAUCUUAAACAGCAAGUGAUACAAACAUUUUUUUUUUUUCUGGUGGGGAGGAGCAGCAAUUCAAAACUCAAGCAAAAUACCAAUCAAUUGCUUCAGAAUAGCAUUUCCAUAGCAACUAGCACCUUAUUCACCAUGGUUACCGUAUCCUGUCAACGAUGGACUCCUGUAGGGUACGGCAUGCUAUCGUAGCUGAUAACAGUGAUGAAGGUGAUGCUGAUUAUAAUGGUGAUUAAAAUGACGAAGAAGAUGGAGUGCGAGCUGAUGGCUGACCUAAAAAGGUCGCUCAGGGGCUCACCCACCGGCACGUGAGACGGACGUUCAAGUACUCGUGUAAAUGUCCCAGCAGACUAAGAAUGGAAAUACAAUGUCUUGAUAUCUGCCGAGGUCAAAUGUGAUGUAAGCAUUUUUAUAAACUUGAAGCUCAAUUUGUUGGGUUUUUUUUCUUUUUCGUGGUGGUUUUUCUCUGUUUUUUAUGACUAUGUCUUUGAUUUUGCCAUGCUAGAAAUUUGGUUAUCUUGAGGGAGAAAACAGGGGUUUGAAAGGUGGAAAAUAGGCUUGAACCAUAUGUAAACUUGGGCUGCACCCAGUAACCUCCAAGUUUGAGUUUUCUUACAGACAAGUUCAUGACUGUGUCAGUGGAAACUGUGGUAUAAUGGUUGCAACACCAUGUUUGAGUGUUUACGAGAUGCUCUAAUGGAGGGCGUUCCUAGCGGCCAGAGGCUGAUUGUCCCAUCCAUGACACCUACACAGUGUUAGUCAUUUCAUGUUGUGGCUGAUAUGGAUGGGCCACUUCCUUAGUUCAGGCAGUAGCUUUAUUUGAACAGUAUUUACAGUCCUGGUGAUAAAUGAAAGUCUUUGUAGCCAAGUACAUUUAAAGGAAAAUUACAAAGUGAUAUAGUAAAGCAGAUUUGGGCUACCAGGUUGGGAGCCACUGAUAUAUAUAUAUAUAUAACAUAUUAUUAGAUAUUUUCAUAUAUAUAUAUUUAUGCUUAACUAGGAAGUCUUUAUUUUUCCUCCAGAAGACAGGUUCCAAAACCUUGCAGCCGCGUCUGGAAGCCUGCGUGUAAACAGCAAAACAACAAGAUGGUUGUGCCUAUGGAAACAGUCAUCGCUGUGCAGUGUGUAAUCCAGCCCAGGUGUAUAUAUGGCUCUUGGAGGGAGGAGGACGUAGGAAAGAUUUGGGUUCAGGUGUGGUGUUUAGGAGCAGUACAAAAGGUUUAAUCACUCUUCUAGAAGUUGCACUUAAGAUUUCAGACACGAGGGCAAGAGAGUGUAUGUGUGUCUGUGUGUGAGGGUGAGAGUCGGAGCUCGUUUGUGUUUAUCCCUUCAUGACCGCGUGCAGAAGCUCCCAUGUCUGUAUUUACGUGUGUGUGUGUGUGUGUGUGUGUGUGGACAGGAGAGUGAGUAACAGUCACUAUUCUUGUUAUUUCCAUGCCGUUUGGGUGCGAAAGCGUGACUGAUUGUCUGGAAAAAAAUAGAAAAAGAAAGAAAAAAAAAACACAACCGAAGCAUUUAACAGUGUUGGAAACAACAGUUACAAUCAUGUUUACCUUCAACUGGAAUGACUUUAAAUGAACUUGAAAAUAAACUGUCAACUGAAUAAACCAUAACAGAGGUUAUAACAAUGCUCAUGAUAACAAAAUAAUAAG